UGCGCGUGCCCAGUGCGGCCGCCAAGAUGGUGGUGGGCGCGUUCCCCAUGGCGAAGCUGCUCUACCUGGGCAUCCGGCAGGUCAGCAAGCCGCUGGCCAACCGCAUUAAGGAGGCCGCCCGCCGCAGCGAGUUCUUCAAGACCUACAUCUGCCUCCCUCCGGCUCAGCUGUACCACUGGGUGGAGAUGCGGACCAAGAUGCGCAUCAUGGGCUUCCGGGGCACAACCAUCAAGCCGCUGAACGAGGAAGCGGCCGCCGAGCUGGGCGCCGAGCUGCUGGGUGAAGCCACCAUCUUCAUCGUGGGCGGAGGCUGCCUGGUCCUGGAGUACUGGCGCCAGCAGUCGCAGCAGCAUCGCAAGGAGGAAGAGCGGCGGGCCGCCUGGGAUGCGCUGCGGGACGAGGUGGGCCACCUGGCGCUGGCGCUCGAGGCGCUGCAGGCGCAGGUGCAAGCGGCACCGCCGCAGGGCGCGCUGGACGAGCUGCGUGCCCAGGUGCAGGAGGUGCGCGCCCAGCUCUGCGCUUCCAACAACGCCGACCAGCGGCAAGCACACCAAGCCGAGAAGUCCCCGCCCCAAGCGCCAUCGACGUCUAAGAACUAGGGGACUACUGAAGCUGAACUUGAACAUGGCUGUGUGUGCCCUGCCUGGCCGUCUUCCCCACCAGACCCUGCCUGCGCUGGCCCAACAGAAACCAUGGGGAUUUUGAGGCUGCUUGGUACUUGGGUGCCACAUGUCUUCUGUUAUGCCGCCCCCACAGGUGAAGCUAGGCAGCUGUGGCUACCCCUCCAGCUCCGAGUCACUGGCACCACCUACAAGGCUCGCCUUCCCCCUCAGACCACAGGGACCUACUCCGUCCUGGCCUGCUGGACACCAAGAGACCUCUUCUGGCAAAA
Molecule: messenger RNA, 892 nt
Organism: Ochotona curzoniae (black-lipped pika)
Lineage: Eukaryota; Metazoa; Chordata; Mammalia; Lagomorpha; Ochotonidae
Product: optic atrophy 3 protein
Exons: 2
Coding region: 27-599 (190 amino acids)
Biological process (GO): regulation of lipid metabolic process
Cellular component (GO): mitochondrion
Source: RefSeq, a predicted model, not a curated record